Nematostella vectensis (starlet sea anemone) is the source of this 1904-nucleotide messenger RNA. RefSeq lists its product as uncharacterized. NCBI's taxonomy places the organism in Eukaryota, Metazoa, Cnidaria, Anthozoa, Actiniaria, Edwardsiidae. Bases 234 to 848 code for a protein of 204 amino acids. The transcript is spliced from 2 exons. The record is from RefSeq and is a predicted model, not a curated record.
CCUUCUGACCCAAGUUAUUGCGGCUUUAAAUAUUCUGCGAACUGUCGCCGAUGUAUUCCAACGCCCAAAUCCUUCGAGGGCUUCGAGCAUUUCCAUAGGCCAGCACUGAAAUAAAUAAUCAAAUGGCACCAAAUGUAACUCCGUUAGUUUGAAUGACGGAACCCAGAAAGCUGUGUAGCAGUGGGCAAUUGUCUAAAAGAGCUCGCAAAUAAUGAAAAUAUCAGUAGGCAGUGAUGAUUUUCGGCGUUAUCUCACGCGCAUCCAUGAAAACAGUUACCACGAUGAUACGGACAGCACCACAAUCUCACUUCCACGGCAAUCAUUCGCAAGGUGGCUUUGUGAUCAAGCCUCCACAUUUUGACGAUGUUGGCGAUACAAUUGUCACGGUCAUAUUCAUCAUCGCUGGCGUGACUAUGAUUGCGUUACUCGUGGUCCUAACUGUCUUCUGUUGCGUAGCGAGUAGACGGCUCCGGCGACAUGUCACGCUGACCACAAGCUGCGCUGGUAACGAAAGAGGCAGUGAAGCGUUCCACAUCAACCAGGAAUACUCGGAACCGGACGAGGAUCGCACGGAAGUGGUGGAGCUCCCUCUAGAAACAAUCUAUGAAGAGUCAAAUGACUUCAGCUGUGAUGGAGGUGACCGGGCGAAUCCAGUAGAAAACGAAAGCUCCGAUGAUAACUUUUUAAUGUCACUUGAGAUAAACGGAGGAACCCAUGACACGCGAUCAAUGACCAGCGUUUUUUUAACACAGCGGCCAGGCAGCCGAGCUAAUAGUGAGUCAGCGGUGCUAAACGAUAACACAUGCGUUAAUGUCCCGGGUGAAGUGGACGGGGAACCUAUCAUUUAGGACAUUAUCAUAACAUAGCGGCACACCAUGUAGCAACAUCAUUCAACAUCGGGUACAAUCAAGCACAAAAACAACUUACACAUUAAACGGCAUAAUACAUGGUACACAAUCAGCACAAUAACAACUUACUACACAAUGCAACAUCAUUCAUGGUGUACAAGCAUUCCAACAAUAUCUUACAAUAUCAUUCAACAUCGAGUACAAAAAUCCCAACAACAUCAUUCAACAUGGUGUACAAACAGCCAUACAACAUCUUUCAACAUCAUUCAACAUCGGGUACAAACAGCCAUACAACAUCUUACAACGUCAUUCAACAUGGUGUACAAACAGCACAUCUUACAACACAACGCAACAUCAUGCAAUAUGGAAUACAAACAGCCCCAAAGCAUCUAACAACACAACACAUGGAUCAUGGUGAACAAACAGCACAUCUUACAACAACACGCAACAUCAUGCAACACAGAAUACAAACAGCACAUCUUACAACACAUUGCAAAAUCAUGCAACAUUUGUUACAAAUAAUCCAACAGCAUCUAACAAAACCCCACGACAUUAUUUAACAUGGUGUAAACAGCCAAACAACGACUUACAACACCACACAACUUCAUUUAACAUGCUGUACAUCUUUGCCAUAUCUUUUACUUUUUACAUUGUUGCGCUUUGGUUGCAAGGCCUACCGUUUUGGCACUUGUGAAAAAUUACACCAAGUGCAUCUUGUCAUCUUUAUUGUAUUCAUUAUGGCUAAAGGCUUUCAAAUGAAAUAUGCACUUCCAAAUACCGCUAGUAGAUAAUUUGAUGGAAUAUUUGUAGUCCUUGCUUUGUAUACUGUAUAUACUUUGCAAACCAUUAGAAUGAAUGAAAAUAAAAUAAAAAUAAAAUAAAGGAAAUUAGUUAAAACGGUUUUUAAAUGACCAUACCAUGGCAUGCCAAGUUGGUAGCUCAAUUUUUCUCUUUACGAUAUGUAUUUGAUACAUAUAACAGGCACAAACAAUUGAACGAUAAUUAAAACUUGUAAGCCACCUUGCGUUUUCUCAAUAAAGUCAUUAUGUGAUGGCA